ACAUUUAACAACACUUGAAAAACCCCUCGGGUUCUUAAGUAAUUGUAUUUAGCGCGUCUUUUGCCAAAAUCAGGUAGAUUGCGGUUGGUUUCGUCGCGUGAAGUUCUAUUUAUAAUACAAAUAAGUGUCCGGCGGUGAACGAAUUUCUCGGGAAUCUUAACCAGGAACAAACGAAAAGAGGUGAAAUAUGUCUGACGAUCAGAGUCGUGGACGACGCCGUCCGUCUCGGGAAUAUCAUUCAUCUGAAUCGGGAAGUUCUCGUCGUCCCCGUGAACGUUCUACUUCGGAAGAACCGAAACCUAAAGUAAUUAAAACUGAACCUGAUUCCCCGGAUCGUUAUUCGAGAGCAUCAUCAUCGAAUGUCAGCGUUAAGCGUGAACCAGAAUCUCCUGAUCGUAGUCCAGUUUCUGAAACUAAUGUACCAAAUAUACCAAUUAAAAAAGAAGAUCCAGAUGGUGCUGAAGUUGAAAUUAAAAAAGAGAGGGCAUCCACAUCCAGGGCUGGUGGUGAUGGUGCCAAUCGUGGCCGUGAUCGUGUCAAUCGCUAUGAAGUAUCGCUGGUUUAUACCAAACCUUCUGAUGUCAUCAGUAAAACUGGUUCAUUGGGUAAAGAGAUUACUUUACAAACAAAUUAUUUCCGGUUGCUAACAACGCCGACAUGGAAAAUUCAUCAAUAUCAUGUUUCAUUUUCACCUGAAAUUGAAUUGAGACGUCUCAAGAGUGGCAUACUCUCGGAACAUCGUGAGCUAUUGGGUGGUUACCUCUAUGAUGGUUCGAAACUUUUUACCACCACCAAAUUGAAGGAGGAAAAGACCAUACUCCACACAAAAUCCAAGCAGGGCGAGAACUAUGUCAUUACCGUCAAAUAUGUUGGUGUCAUUUCCAUGACCGAAUGGCAGUCAUUGCAAAUUCUCAAUUUGAUUUUGAGACGUUCAAUGGAGGGCUUGAAACUUCAACUUGUUGGUCGUAACUUUUAUGAUCCGGUUGCUAAGAUUGAUUUACGUGAAUAUCGUAUGCAAUUAUGGCCGGGUUAUCAAACAUCGAUCCGACAACAUGAAAAAGAUAUUUUAUUAUGUGCCGAAAUUGCCCACAAAGUUAUGCGUACCGAAACUGUGUACGAUAUCUUUAGACGCUGCCAAGAAAAUACCCGAGAUUUCCGUGAAGAUUUUAAACGUCACAUCAUCGGUUUAACAGUCUUAACAGAUUACAAUAACAAAACGUAUCGCAUUAAUGAUAUUGAUUUUCACAAAACACCACGGGAAACGUUUAGCAUGAAGGGUGAAAAGGUUACCUUUAUGGAUUAUUACUACAAGAAAUACAACAUCCGCAUUCGUGAUCCCCAACAACCGCUAUUGUUAUCAAAAGCCAAGGAACGUUCAUUGCGCGGCGGCGAAAAGGAAGUAGUCAUUUUAAUUCCUGAACUUUGCCGUGCCACAGGUCUCAAUGACAGUAUGCGUAAUAAUUUCCAACUUAUGCGCGCCAUGGCCGACCACACCCGCAUGAAUCCAGACAGACGUAUUGAACGACUGCGUACAUUUAAUGAUCGCCUGCAACAAACCGAAGAUAGUAUGCGCAUUUUAACGGAUUGGAAUAUGAAGCUGGAUACACGUUUGGUUGAGGUCAAAGGUCGUAUUUUGGAUCAACAAAAAAUCGUCUUCAGAGAUCACAGAAAAGAACCAUCUGGUGAGCAAGCCGAUUGGACCCGCCAUUGUCGCAGCAUGGGCAUGUUUACAACCCCCUCCCGUGGUUUAGAACGUUGGGCUGUAAUUGCAACGAAUCGUAACUCCCGAGACCUUCGUAAUUUCGUCGAAUCUUUAAUUAGAGCGGCCAAUGGCAUGAACAUGAGAAUCGACAGACCGAGAGAAGUCAUGAUCUAUGAUGAUCGUAACCAUAGUUUUAUUCAAGCCAUGGAAGAUUGUUGCCGACAAGAUCCUCAGUUAAUUAUGUGUUUGGUGCCAAACAACAAUGCCGAACGAUAUGCCUCCAUAAAGAAAAAAGGUUGUCUCGAACGUGCCGUACCCACCCAAGUGAUAACACAAAAAUCCGCCAGUAAUCAACGUGGUCUUAUGAGCAUUUGUACAAAGGUAGCCAUACAAAUCAAUUGCAAACUUGGCUAUACACCAUGGAUGAUCGAUGUACCGCUGUCGGGUCUGAUGACAAUCGGUUAUGAUGUGGCCAAAAGUGCACGUGAUAAAUCAAAGGCAUAUGGCGCCCUGGUGGCUACUAUGGACCUGAAAGUCAAUGCCACAUUUUACAGUACUGUGGCCGAGUGUAGCUCUCAUGAUGUUUUGGCCAACAGUUUGUGGCCCAUGAUGACAAAGGCAUUGCGUCAAUACCGCAAAGAACACGACAAAUUACCCAAUCGUAUACUCUUCUAUCGAGAUGGUGUUGGUGAGGGUUCUCUCAAACAGGUGUACGAACAUGAAGUAAAGGAUAUUGUGGAGAAACUUGAGCAGGAAUACAAGAGGGCAAAAAUGGAAAAACCACCCAUGUUUGCAUAUGUUGUUGUCACCAAGUCCAUUAAUACCCGAGUCUUUGCACGUGGCCGAAAUCCUCCUCCCGGCACUGUGGUCGAUGAUGUCGUCACCCUGCCCGAACGUUAUGAUUUCUAUUUGGUAUCACAGUCGGUGCGCCAAGGUACCGUGGCACCCACCAGCUACAAUGUGGUAUACAGCAAUAUUCGUCUUACCCCGGAUCAAAUGCAAUUGUUGACCUACAAAAUGACCCAUUUAUAUUAUAAUUGGUCUGGCACUACCCGAGUGCCGGCUGUUUGUCAGUAUGCCAAAAAAUUGGCAUCAUUGGUGGCUUCGAGUUUAUAUCAACCACCCCAAAAUGCUCUGGAAAAGAAACUUUAUUAUUUGUAAGAACUCCUCAGCCCUGCCAGGGAUGGACGUUUUUUUAUUUCAUUAACCACUCAUUUGAAUCUACUCAUUUAAAAAAUCUCAAAUUUAAUAUUUACUACUUACUUGUUUUAUUUAGAUAUUAAGAAUUUCUAAAAUUUUAUUUUUUCUUAUCAGAACGGCAACCAGUCACAGUCAGUCAUUCAGUAAAUCCAUAAUCCUAACUGUGUUCAAACAGUUUAAUAAUCUAUUUCUCUUUCGUUGUCCUCUUUCUUUUCAUCUCUUAGCCAUACUUAGCCGCUAAUACAAACAUAGUUUUCUUUAAUUAAAAAGAAAAAAAAAUAAUUAAUUUUGUAUCUUUGUUUAAAGUAUAUACGGUGAUAUGUACGUGUAUAAACAAUACUAUGCAUAUUGUUUGAUGUCGUCUACAUAUUUGUAACAAGUUUGAAUUACUUCUCUCCCACAUGCAAACUGAGAAAAAAAGUUUAUAAAAAGCAAUGAAUGUAGAAAGUCUUGAUAAAAAUCAUUUUUUUUUUCGUUGCCGCAAGUUUUUAUUUCAUUGUCGAAGAAAAACCCAAAGGAGAUAGUUGAUCUUUGUUAUCAACUCGUAAGUUUUUAUGUUGUCGAACUGAAUGAAAAAUAAGAUGAAAACUAAAUUUAGUCUUCUUUC
Musca domestica (house fly) is the source of this 3509-nucleotide messenger RNA. It is a transcript of the gene piwi, whose product is annotated as protein piwi. Gene Ontology annotation, biological process: regulatory ncRNA-mediated gene silencing. NCBI's taxonomy places the organism in Eukaryota, Metazoa, Arthropoda, Insecta, Diptera, Muscidae. The record is from RefSeq and is a predicted model, not a curated record. The transcript has 9 exons. Bases 188 to 2863 code for a protein of 891 amino acids. Gene Ontology annotation, cellular component: P granule. Gene Ontology annotation, molecular function: piRNA binding; protein binding.